UACAUUUCCCAGGAGCCCUCGCGGACGAGUCCCCACACUGGGCUGGUUCCCUUGCCUACGAGGUGAAGUGGAAAAUGUAGUGCGGCGCGCGACUCUGCACCAGCCCCAACGCCGGCGGGCGGGGAUGCCUAACUUCAGUUUGCAGGGGUCCGGAGCCUAACGGGUUAAAAUUAACGCCUCCUCCACUUCCCGCCUCCCCGAAAGGUCCACCCCGCCAGCCAUGGGCAGCCGCGAUCACCUGUUCAAAGUGCUGGUGGUGGGGGACGCCGCGGUGGGCAAGACGUCCCUGGUGCAGCGUUAUUCCCAGGACAGCUUCAGCAAACACUACAAGUCCACGGUGGGAGUGGAUUUCGCUCUGAAAGUUCUCCAGUGGUCUGACUCAGAGAUGGUGCGGCUCCAGCUGUGGGAUAUUGCAGGGCAGGAGCGUUUCACUUCUAUGACACGCCUGUACUAUCGGGAUGCCUCUGCCUGUGUUAUUAUGUUUGAUGUUACCAAUGCCACUACCUUUAGCAACAGCCAGAGAUGGAAACAGGACCUGGACAGCAAGCUCACGCUGCCUAAUGGAGAGCCCGUGCCCUGCCUGCUCUUGGCGAACAAGUGUGAUCUGUCCCCUUGGGCAGUGAGCCGAGACCAGGUUGACCGAUUCAGUAAAGAGAACGGUUUCACAGGUUGGACAGAAACAUCAGUCAAGGAGAACAAAAAUAUUAAUGAGGCCAUGAGAGUCCUCAUUGAAAAGAUGAUGAGCAAUUCCAGAGAAGAUGUGUCUUCGUCCACCCAAGGGGACUACAUCAACCUGAAAACCAAGCCGUCCUCCCCCUGGGCCUGCUGCUAAUAGUGUUUGGCUUGUUUUCCCUCCCAGUUCUAGGAGGUCUUUCAUCUCUUCCCUUUGGCCGCCCACCCAGCAAUUUUAUUCAGUACAUUUGAACUGUCUCUUGCUCACUCUUCAGUGAGGAGGGCCAUCAUCACUGAGAGAAGACACCUGGGAGCCAGGUGCAUUUCUGCAUCUCCUGCAAGUUGGUUCUCACUUGCUGCUGGCUCAUGUGGCCCAGUUAGUGCCUUCUGGAUAAGAAAGAUCGUUGUCUCAUCUCUCAAUUUGUGAUGUGGGAUUUGUGGGAAGGAUUAGAAAUCAGCAUCUUUGUUUUAAGGAUCAUAACGCUGACCUGCUUUUGAGCUUAUUUUUCCUUUUGAUGUAUGUUGAUUUCUCAGUCUGAUGUGACUUCAGAUCGCAAGGAAAAUGAGAUCAAAAGCCAUUUGCCAAA
Molecule: messenger RNA, 1259 nt
Organism: Equus caballus (horse)
Lineage: Eukaryota; Metazoa; Chordata; Mammalia; Perissodactyla; Equidae
Gene: RAB29
Product: RAB29, member RAS oncogene family
Biological process (GO): endosome to lysosome transport; phagosome-lysosome fusion
Cellular component (GO): late endosome; phagocytic vesicle; lysosome
Molecular function (GO): GTP binding; GTPase activity
Source: RefSeq, a predicted model, not a curated record